This is a messenger RNA of Drosophila willistoni, 2764 nucleotides long. RefSeq names its product homeobox protein araucan. The record is from RefSeq and is a predicted model, not a curated record. NCBI's taxonomy places the organism in Eukaryota, Metazoa, Arthropoda, Insecta, Diptera, Drosophilidae. Bases 469 to 2679 code for a protein of 736 amino acids. Gene Ontology annotation, molecular function: DNA-binding transcription factor activity, RNA polymerase II-specific; RNA polymerase II cis-regulatory region sequence-specific DNA binding. Gene Ontology annotation, cellular component: nucleus. Gene Ontology annotation, biological process: cell development; neuron differentiation; regulation of transcription by RNA polymerase II. The transcript has 5 exons.
UUCGUUCUCGAGCGUAGAUAGGUGCACAUCUAAAGCGCACUGUCGCCGUAGUCGACCCGCCGCCGCCGCAGUCUCGUUUGCGUGUUGAAUUUCAUUGGGGCCUUUGCCGUUGAAAAUUGAUUUAUCGAUAAUUUGCAAUUGCUUUUGUGUUAAAUGCUAUAGGAAAACAAAGUAGCAAUUUGCAAUAUAAUCUUCCAAUAUAGAGUCUGAUUGGCGGCUUGGUUUGACUCAUAAUCAACAUGAAUUGAUUUUUUUUUUUUGUGAAUUGCUCAAUAAAGAAAAUUCAACGACGUGUAUUUCGAAGUCAUUUUGUUUGAACAUAAAAAAUAUACCUUCACGUGAACUCACAAAAUACACAUUUUGUAUUAACUUAUCCUCCUCACCCCCACAUGAACUAAUUACGAGAAACUUGACAAUUUAACUAUUCAAUUCACAAUUCAAGGAUCCUAAAUCAAACAACUAAUUUUAAUGGCUGCAUAUACGCAAUUUGGAUAUGGAGGUUUUCCGCCGGUUUCACAGCUUAUGCCGCCAAAUGUGACACAUGCUUCCGAAGAUGCCUCCUCUAAUGUAAACGAGUCGUCUUUAGUGAUGACAAACGCUCCAGCACUGAGCCCCACGGGUGGUAUGGACAGUCAGACGAAUCAGCAGGCCGCAGGCAGUGGAGGUGAUGCCUCCUCUGGUGCCCUUAGCCCCAACUCGAAUGCCGCAGCAGGCUCAGUAGUUGGUGGGGCAGCAGGAACUGACUUGGCCACUGGUGGUUCCCUGGACGGCAAUGCUGUAGGCACAACGCCUACAACAGGAAGUUCAUGCUGUGAAAACGGGCGUCCUAUUAUGACCGAUCCUGUGUCGGGGCAGACCGUCUGCUCUUGCCAAUACGACUCGGCGCGCCUUGCUCUCUCUGGGUACUCCCGCAUGCCCGCUGCCAGUGUCGGAGUAUACGGCGCACCUUAUCCCUCAUCGGAUCAGAAUCCUUACCAAAGUAUUGGCGUAGACAGCUCCGCCUUUUAUUCACCGCUGAGCAAUCCAUAUGGGUUAAAAGAGACUUCCGGAGGGACAGAAAUGGGAACAUGGACAUCGGCUGGCUUGCAACCGACUACUGGUUAUUAUUCCUACGAUCCAAUGUCAGCAUAUGGGUACGGGGCAAGCUACGACCUGGCUGCCCGCCGGAAGAACGCUACUCGCGAGUCUACAGCGACAUUGAAGGCGUGGCUGAACGAGCACAAAAAGAACCCAUACCCGACAAAGGGGGAAAAGAUCAUGCUGGCCAUCAUCACUAAAAUGACCCUCACUCAAGUUUCAACCUGGUUCGCUAAUGCCCGGCGCCGUUUAAAGAAGGAGAACAAGAUGACAUGGGAGCCAAAAAAUCGAGCUGACGAUGAUGACGACGCCCUCGUGUCGGAUGAAGAAAAGGAGCGAAAAGAAGACAUGGAAGCGGACAAAGGCGAUAUAGCGGGUGGCAGCUUGGGCAAAGAUGCUCCAAAAGAUGAUGACGAGCUUACCGACGAUGAUCAAAAGUGCAUAGGCCAAGGAAAUUUAUUGCAUAGUGGUUUUGGAUACCCAUCAAGCGGCUAUCAUGGCGGCAGUAGUGGGUCUGGGUCUAGCGGUGCUCAGCCAGCCGGGUAUCACCCAUAUCACCAUCAACAUCCAGCCUAUUACCAGACACAGCAGAAUUUGCCAGCUGCAUUUCAGAGCAGCGAAGGUGGGUUGAUCGACAAACACAGUGAACACACCAGUCCAAAAAACCAAUUACGCCGGGACUGUGGAGUGCCGAUUCCAGCUACCAAGCCCAAAAUCUGGAGUCUAGCCGACACAGUUGCCUGCAAGACUCCACCCCCAACAUAUAUGGCUCAAAGACAGCAGCAUCAGCAGCAAUCCAUGCAGCAGCAGAUACCACCCCUGGUCCAUCAACAACAAGAAAGCAUGGACAUGAAUUUGGGCCAAGCGCAACAGUCGGCGGCCAUCAGCAAUGCACACCUAUUCAACGGAGCACCUUAUUUGAGACCGCAUACAACGGCAUACGGGGGUUUUCUAGGGGCUACGACGCAACAGCUUCAUACCACGAACAGUUCCCCAUACACGAGUAUCCCAGUUCGCACCCAGUCCAACAUUCGGAGCAGCAGCAGCAGCAACUCCAGCAGCACGCAUACUCCUACUAUCCCUUCUACGGCAAACCCGAUGACCCUGCCACCGUCUCUAAAUUCGCACCAUCAAGAAAUAGAGUUCCCGAUCGUUCAUCAAUCACACCUGCAUCCACAUCCACAUCUGCAUCUUUAUCCGCAUUCGCACCACAUGCAUCAACAUCCGCAAAUCGAACCACAACAGCAGCAAUCUCAGUCAACAGUGAGUCAGCGGGCGAUGGGGUUUCCCGAAGCCCAACCCGAUACUCCACCCCAAACUCCGCCGAAUAUGAAGGUGUUGAGCGGAGCUUUGAAUCUGCUGCCUACCGCAUCUCAAGUCCCUAUGACCGUUACUUGUCGCAACAGUAAUGUCAAUGACCUCACAGCUGACAGCAGCAGCAAUUAUCGGAAGAAUUUCUCGACUCGACUGGGCGAGUUUUCUCCCAGAGAUGAUUUUAGCAGCGGCAGCAACAGCAGCAGCAGUAGCAGUAGCUCUUUAUCCCCUCAGCUUCAUCGGAGCGAGCCAAUUUUUAAGCCGUUAUUCAAAAAAUAUACUAACUGAGAAUACCUUGCAUUUGCCGACUUAUAUUUACCAUAAUAACCGAUUUACGAAUGUGUACAUUAUCACAAUAUCUGUGUACAUCAUC